This is a messenger RNA of Chara braunii, 2319 nucleotides long. Lineage: Eukaryota; Viridiplantae; Streptophyta; Charophyceae; Charales; Characeae. The record is from the annotation of a GenBank genome assembly.
GGGAUAGGUGCCACGUGCGCAAAGAUAAGCGAAUUGUACCAUUGGGAUAUGAUGCUGACUAUGGUCAUCAAGUACUGUCAGUCUUGUGUACCCUGUCAGGAGAGGUCGGCGCAAAGACCAGGGGAGCCUCUACACCCGAGGUUGGAGAGAGAAGUGGGUGUGGUUGUACACCUGGACCUGCUGUUCAUGCCAGCUGGGGAGAAUGGGUGUAAUUACAUCUUCGAUGCACGGGAUAACCUUACUGGGUUUGUGGACGGGCGGGCUAUCCGCACAAAAACUGACCCAGUUUUGACAAAUUGCAUCGAGGAGUAUUACUUGCGCUACCCCUUUGUCAAAGAGUUCGUGAUGGAUCAAGGAUCGGAGUUCACCUGUAACGAGGUGCGGACCUUGCUUGCGGGGUACAGCGCAGUGGCAAACUAUACUACUGUCGCACACCCUCAGGCGAAUGCACCUCUGGAAAGAGGGCACAGUACCAUCACGAAUCUCUUGGCCAACUGGACAGAAGGCAAACCUAGUCAGUGGCGGAAGUUCCUGCGAGCAGCUUUCUUCGUGGAGAAUGUCACGGUAAAGAGAACUACCAAGUACGCGCCAAUCACGUUAUGGUAUGGGAGGCAUGCCACCUUUCCCAUAGAAAGCUUCAUGAAAGCCUGGAGGCGCCACGACUUGGAAGUAAAUCUGUCCUUCGAGGAGCUGCUCGAUAUCCGGGCUCGACAAGUGGGAGCUGCUGAAGAGAGAUUGCGAGAGGCCACCGAGAGGCCACUAGCGAGGCAGAUUCGGGACAGAGCGCAUGAUUGGGAGGACUGCCAGGCUCAGCUGAGACAGGCAUUUCGACGGCCAGAGCCGGAGAGACCAGAGCCCAGGGUGGAAAGACGGCAGAGGAGUAAGAGGCCACGUCGAGACCCAGAAACAAGGGGGGCCAUAGCGAUUAGGAGAGGCCGAAAGGCUUCGGCACAGCGGGAGGAGCCAGCGGAGCCAGUUCAGGCGGCGGAGCCGGCGCAGGCAGCGGAACCAGUUCAGGCAGCAGGGCCAGCUCAGGUAGCGGAGCUACCCCCUACUCGUGGACUUGAGCUAGUGGAGUUUUGCCAGAUCACAGGCAGUGACCUACGGGGUCUGUCGCCGAAGUUGCCAGAGGAGAGGGAGGCUGUACUGUUGAGGAUGUGGCUCGAUAGGCUGGAGGCCCAUCUCGAUGUGUUCCAAUGGGGGACUUCGCAGCUGGGAGGAGAUCCGGUUGAACUGGCACAGUACGAGCCGGCAGAAGAGCCACCAGGCCCUGAGUCGGAAGCUGAGCCGCACGAGUCAGGGGAGCUGGGGACCGAGGAGGUUAUUACCAUUGGGGACGAUACCCCUCCUCCCACCCCAAUCCCGGAGCAGGUGCGGCAGUACUGGCCUGAGGGAAUUCCUGAGCCGGAUAGCGAGGAGAUUCCAGUACCGCCAUUGGAAACUAUAACGCUGCCUCCGAAGCAGGCUGAGCCAGGGGAGCGAGAGGAGAGCGAGAGGGCGAGGAUACAUACGAUUGUGCCACCACAGCUAGCUGAGCAUGCGGCCGAGCACUUGGACACUGAGGUGCCGCCACCCAAGGAGCCACCGCCAGAGUUACCGCCUGCAGGAGGGGGAGUGAGUGCGGGAGUCCCACUGCGAGGGGGCCACGGGGCACGAGCAGGGAGGCCAUCAGGGGAGACAGCUGAGGAAAAGUCCGUGAGGGUGCAGGCGCGCAUUGCUGAAAUAUACGAGAAGAAAGUUAGGAUGGAAGCUGCAGGAGAGGCGCCGACACCGCCGGUCGACCCCGGGACCAGGCCACCUCAGCCAGGGGGGAUGGAGAAGGUAUUCUUGGAUUCAGCGGAGGCGGAAGCAAGGCGGAAGGCCGAGGAGAAGAGUUUCAGCUUCAGAGCUUCCACGGAGUUGGCCUCGCAGCAAGUGACCCCUAUGGCAAUUGAGACCCCCGCAGAGAAGCCAGCGCAGAGGCCCCAGUCGCCACCAGCAGGAGGAAGUUCCGCGGAAAGGUCCCCUACGAUUCUAUUAGAAGUGCGGGGAGGCACCGUUACGGGGGCAGUGGUGGCCGCUGAGCCUGAGACGAUGGAGGAAGAGGCAUCACGCCUGGAUGAGAUAGUGGCAGCCAUGGAGCUAGAUAUGCCAUCAGGGGGGCCUCAGAGGCAGGAGACCCCGGAGCGUGUGCUGGAAAUGGGAGAAUUGAAGACGCAAUGGGGCUCCUGGGCCACAGAGGCUGACUCAGGGGGGCGGAUGUCGGAGCAGCACUAAGAGGUUAUGAGUGAACCAGCGGCAGCCGUGACUCCUCAGCCAUCAGAGCCGCAUAGGAACGAG